Eruca vesicaria subsp. sativa (arugula) is the source of this 536-nucleotide messenger RNA. The record is from the annotation of a GenBank genome assembly. NCBI's taxonomy places the organism in Eukaryota, Viridiplantae, Streptophyta, Magnoliopsida, Brassicales, Brassicaceae.
UGUUAAGUUUGCCGCUACUCCGUCGCAUCUCAGUAACUGUUUACCAUAGACGAGUUAGAGCUUCCAAGUAGAAUGUUUGAGACAUGGUUCAAACCCACUGGGAGGAAAAGAGUUAACAACUACUUCUACCUCUGGUAUAUUGAGGUCAUAAAGCUUGCAUUAGAGGAAGACGAUCUCGCUAUGUUGAAUGCGUCUCAGUUUAGCCAAGUCAUGCAGAUGGGGAUCCAUACCUUCUCAGUUAUGUUUCUUCAUUAUAUUCUGACACGGCAGCUGGUUACUGAGAAGGAUUCCAUCUCUGGUGGCUCUUUGUAGGGAAACCAAUUUGUUAUAGUAGCAUCGUACGUGAGAGACUGCCAUCAUUUGUAUUGGCAGCUGCCAUGUCUCUGAGGUAGGUAAAUAUAAGUCUCUGGUAUGCUGGCGGAUGGGUUUAAUUCAUCAACACUGUUGUCGUCACUUGCUUUGGGUUUAUAUUUCCUUAAUUUUUGUUUAGUGUUUAUAACGUUUUAAAUGUUUUCUCACGUACUAUUUGUAAAACA